Messenger RNA from Mucor mucedo, 866 nucleotides. RefSeq lists its product as uncharacterized. The record is from RefSeq and is a predicted model, not a curated record. The transcript is spliced from 6 exons. Bases 103 to 627 code for a protein of 174 amino acids. NCBI's taxonomy places the organism in Eukaryota, Fungi, Mucoromycota, Mucoromycetes, Mucorales, Mucoraceae.
AAUGCAGAUAGACAAUUACCAAGCUCUGACUUGCUUGGGAGGUUUUUCUGGUUCACACACUUUAUUCUUCUCCUUUUCUUUUCCCUUGACAUACUUCUUUUAAUGUAUGAAAGUAAUCGAUCACGUAAAAAGAUAUAUAAUUGUGAUAAUGCGGCUGCGGCUAGUCUUUGCUAUAGGAGGGCAGAGUUCUUGAGUUUUUGGAACUCACGAACCGUGAAUGGCUGUGAUUGCACUGUAAAUAGGUGCAAUCAUACUGGUCUGCUGGUCUUCUGGCCGGAAUUCCUUAAAGCAUGUUCUUCAACUUCAUCGCUAUCAUACCAAAGACAAUUAUCAACAUUUGACUAUUUAAACAUUUCUGAAACUUUUUCUAAACUCACAAAGAAGUGGAAGUUAAAAACUGGCAGAAUGGUAGAAGAUGUUAUGUACAAAGCUUCAAAAGAAUUCAUUGUGAAGCAUCCUGCCCAUUCGUUUAUAUUAAAUACAGAGGACUCAGUUUGGGAAGAAACUUUCUCACAAUCUGAGCUUGAUGAAAUCGCGGCUGCAGCCAACUCUUUUGACUUUAACAAGCCGUUUCCUCCUGACUUGCAAGGCAUAAAACUCAAGUUAAAUAAAAAGGGACAUCUAUGAUACAAUUGCCACUACUGAAGCUCACCCUAUAGAUAAUCCAGAAAAAUUCUGGUUAAAACAAAGCAUCUUAAACUAUGCAAUGCUGUUUAUAGAUAAUGAAGUUUUGUUACCAUCAGAAACAGAGCAAGAUUUACUUGACAAUGUAUAUGGUUUCAUCAAAACUAGUUGUAGACUUAGUGAAACUAAGGCAUAUGGAUAAGGAUAUUGUACUUUUUUUUUUAAGAAAUACCCAUUUUGUA